Messenger RNA from Aureobasidium namibiae CBS 147.97, 1911 nucleotides. RefSeq lists its product as uncharacterized. Gene Ontology annotation, cellular component: transcription factor TFIIH holo complex; transcription factor TFIIH core complex. NCBI's taxonomy places the organism in Eukaryota, Fungi, Ascomycota, Dothideomycetes, Dothideales, Saccotheciaceae. The coding region runs from base 1 to 1911 and encodes 636 amino acids. The record is from RefSeq and is a predicted model, not a curated record. The transcript has 2 exons. Gene Ontology annotation, biological process: nucleotide-excision repair; transcription by RNA polymerase I; transcription by RNA polymerase II.
AUGUCGUCGGCCCCGACUGCUUACAAGAAGCGCAACGGCACUCUGUCGGUUGGCGCAGACAGGACAUCGUUAUUCUGGACUCCCUCCGAACCUCCGUCCUCUCCGCCUUCACUCACGAUUGCCAUCAAGGACAUCACAAACCUGCAGCAAACCCCCGCGGGAAAUCCCAAGGUCGCCCUGAAAGUGGUUGUUUCGCCAGCAGGCGCUACCGGACCAGAGAACCACGUCUUUUCCUUUACCUCUGCCGCAGCACGAGCCGAACAAGAAGCCAUCACCGACAUCCUACGAAAUGCAAUCGCCGCAAUCAAGACCGCCGAACCCCCCAAGCCUGCGCCAGCACCCGGACCGGCCCAAGAUGCGUCCGCCCCUUCAGCAGCCAUGGCUAUGGCUCAGGCUGUCUCAUCGGCUAUCAAGACGAACGAGAGCUGGUAUGACGAUACCUAUCUCAUUACCGACAUUGAGUUGCAGAGAUCACUUCUCGAUGCGAAUCCGGCAUUGAGACAACGGUUCAACGAAAGUUUAAGGGACAGGCCAGAGACUAUCACAAUUACACAAUUCUCUACACAGUUCUGGUCUACGCGGCUACAUCUACUACGCGCUCAUGCGAUCGAGAAAGCACAGAACCAGGGCGACUACAACGUUUUGCCCGAGAUCAAAUUUACGCGAGUGGCUUCCGAAAAAGAAGGCGAAGCCGACUCUUUGACGCUUCGUCUGGCAGGCCCUCAGAUCAAAUUGAUCUUCAAGCAAUAUCCUAUCGUCAGACAAGCCUACAACGAAAAUGUCCCUCCCACCGAUAGCAACACGUUCUGGUCACGAUUCUUCAUGAGCAGACUGCUAAAGAAGCUCAAAGGUGAAAAGAUCACCGACGCAGAUGCACCAGAUCCGAUGUUUGACAAGUACUUGAGUUAUCAAGAGAAGGGGCCAUCAAACAUUGGCUAUGUUCCACAUUUCAUUGACCUCGAAGGUAACGAGCAAAAUCACAGUCAACGUCAAGGAAACAGGCCAGACGAGACGAUGCGGCCCGAAAAGGUGCCGAUAUUGAGAAUCCUCAACAACUUGUCAGAAAAAAUGAUGGCUCAAGUGGCACCGACGGACGGCGGCGCUCAUGCACCCAUCGGUAUGAGCGAGGAUGCAUUCAAUGAGCUUCGACUUCGAGAUCUCCAGACUGAAGCUGGGGACAAUCGCGUGGUCUUGAACAUCAAGGAUCAGCAACGCUUACUGGGUGGUAAACAACAGAACGGGCUAUCAUUAGAAGCACGGCUCUAUGCUAAGCAACCACCUGCAGGUGUGCUAGAACAGUUGCAUACAGAGAUGGCUUCUGCGGCUAGAAUCAACCUCAGCAAGAUGGUUGGCAUGCAAUCGGACAGUGAGGACUCAGAUGAUGAAAGCCGAGCAAGUAAGAGAGUGCGGAUAGGAAGCAAAGGCGCGCUUACACAGUCUACUCAAGAAAUGCUGGCAUCGAUCAGCAGACGCAGGUUGGCAGCGUCGGCAGACGUGUCGUCACGAAGAGGGCUGUCGCAGACGACAUUCGACACUCUGUGUCUGACGCACAAUACGACAGUAGAGUUCCUCCACUAUUUCUGGACGCUGUUUCUGUCUGGAGAUGGAUCGAGGAGUAACGAGGUUGCAAAGCUAGUCGAGACUCUGGAUCGAUCGGUUGACCGGAUCAAGAUGGUGUCAGACCAGGCGGAAAAGGAAAAGGCACAGGAAGCAGAGAGCCUGAAGAAGCAGAUUUCGACACUAAACGCCAGGUCAACAAAGCGUCGACGGAUGGAGAUGGAUCUGGACAGGCUAGGCGGAGGGAGGCAGGCGGUGGAGGAAAUGGUUCAGCCGACGAUCAAAGCACUGGCGUCGGCGACGGCACAAUACCGCAAGGCAUUCGAGGAACAGAGUGCACAAGCGGCGGCGUGA